CCAGUUAAAAGGGUGGGAGCGGCCGGGCUCCAUCAUCUCUCCGGGGGAGUCUUCACACAGCUGGUGCCGCAGUCCCAGGGAACAUCCUCCUGGCCUCAACCAUGGCUUGUGGUCUGGUCGCCAGUAACCUGAAUCUCAAACCUGGGGAGUGCCUCAGAGUGCGGGGCGAGGUGGCCCCCGACGCCAAGAGCGUUGUGCUGAAUCUUGGCAAAGACAGCAACAAUCUGUGCCUGCACUUCAACCCUCGCUUCGACAUCCAUGGGGAUGCCAACAUCAUUGUGUGCAACAGCAAGGACGGCGGGGCCUGGGGGACCGAGCAGCGGGAACAAACCUUCCCUUUCCAGCGUGGAAGUGUCAUGGAGGUGUGCAUCACCUUUGACCAGGAAGACCUGACCAUCAGUCUGCCAGAUGGAUACACAUUCAAGUUUCCCAACCGCCUCAAUCUGGAGGCCAUCAACUACAUGGCAGCCGAUGGUGACUUCAAGAUCAAGUGUGUGGCCUUUGAGUGAAGCCAUCGAGCCCAUGGCCCCCAAUAAAGGCAGCUGCCUCUGCUCCCCCUGAA
Cynocephalus volans (Philippine flying lemur) is the source of this 562-nucleotide messenger RNA. It is a transcript of the gene LGALS1, whose product is annotated as galectin 1. Gene Ontology annotation, molecular function: carbohydrate binding; laminin binding. The transcript is spliced from 4 exons. Lineage: Eukaryota; Metazoa; Chordata; Mammalia; Dermoptera; Cynocephalidae. Bases 102 to 509 code for a protein of 135 amino acids. The record is from RefSeq and is a predicted model, not a curated record.